This is a messenger RNA of Salvia splendens (bonfire salvia), 823 nucleotides long. RefSeq lists its product as uncharacterized. Gene Ontology annotation, molecular function: fatty acyl-CoA hydrolase activity. Lineage: Eukaryota; Viridiplantae; Streptophyta; Magnoliopsida; Lamiales; Lamiaceae. The transcript has 3 exons. Bases 108 to 635 code for a protein of 175 amino acids. The record is from RefSeq and is a predicted model, not a curated record.
ACUCGAUCAAUAUCGGACACUCAAUUAUCUGCCUCAGGUAUCCAAAAUAGGCCAAUAGACACGGGUUGAAAGUGGUUGGUUGGAAUUGAGGGAGGGAGGGAGGGAGAAUGAGCACAAUAAAAGAAUCUCCGGCGGUGGCAGCUGCCUCAGUCUCCAGUGAUGUACCAACAGAAUACUGCGAAGUAGUCGCUGAAUUUUUGAAGCGUAUGGGAGCCGCUCAAACUAUCAAACCACAACACAACGUUGACGACUCUUUCUCCAACCUUAUCGGAGGACUUCUUAAGGUUACCUCUAUCCAAAGGGGUAAAAUCUCCUGCUUUCUCCAUCUCAAAGCUCCAAUUUUGAAUGCUUAUGGUGGAAUGCAUGGAGGUGCAGUUGGGGCUGUUGCUGAGAGGGUUGCCAUUGCUUGUGCUAGAACAGUCGUUGGAGACGACAAAGAUCUCUUCCUUGGAGAACUUGGCCUCUCAUAUCUCUCUGCUGCUCCACAUAAUGCUGAAGUUAUCAUUGAUGGGAAUGUAGUGAGGAGCGGGAGAAACAUAACAGUGGUUGCAGUUAAUUUCCGACUAAAGGAAUCAAGGCGGCUGGCAUUCUUGACUCGUGCCACAUUCUACAAUAUGCCCAUGCCAAGUUUGUGAGAUUAUCAAUCCCAUACUUGACAUCUAUCGGGUGAAAAUGGGUCAUUAUUAAUGCAGUAUACAUUCGAUUAGCUCUACUAGCAAAGCGGAAGGGGUAUAUGUUUAUACUCAUGGCUUAUGAUCUAGAUGCUUUUCAAUGGCUAUACUUCCAUGUUCAAAAAAUUUCUUGCCUCUACCUGCUUUUGAAA